AUGCUGUUCGCGCACAUUCCGGCCACCGUCAUGUACGAGCAAGGGUACGCCGUGUCGUCCACGCUUGCGACGUCGGGCAGCGACGCGGUGACGGACGACUCGAGCAUCAAGUUCUACAACAUCGGCGACAUCUCGGACGUCUUCGACUGGCUCACGGACUCCUUCGUGCCCGCCGUCUUCAUCACGGAGGACUACAACGGCAAAGCGCUCUCCAAGGACCGCUGGGGGCGCGUCGCCAUGUUUAACAAGGUGCUGGGCGCCGUCAACUUCCAGGUGACCCGCAAGGCGACCCACACGUGCGUGACGCAGCCCUUCCUGGCCAACCUGUACCCGUACUGCUACGACGCCACCAACACCACGACGGUGCAGAAGCUCAUCAGCUUCGACACGAACGCGACCGAGGCCGCGGGUAUGAUCACCGCUCUGAAAAUGGAAGGAGAAUGGCUCGACUUCUCCACGGAAGAGCUGCUGAUCACCAUCGUCACGUACAAUGGCGAGUUGCAGGGCUACGCAGUCACGGAGAUGCAGCUCGCCUUCUCGGAGGGCGGCUUGGUCGAGGCGAGCUCGUCCACCACGCCGGCGCUGUCCAAUCCGUAUAGCGCCUCGAUCUCCGUGGCCGCGGACAUCGUCGUCUCGGUCUUCUUCUUGCUGGCCGUGGCGAUUCAGCUACGUAAAAUCUACCGCUACCGUCGAACGGGGAUCCGCAACGUAUUGUGCGGAGACGUCUGGACCGUCAUUGAGCACGCGUCCACGUUGGUGGUGGUGGCGUUCUACUUCGUGUGGUUCUCCAUCGUUCUCCUCAUGUUUCAGAAGAACUUCCGGGACAACUUGGCGCAGCUAGUGGUGGGCGGGAAGAACUGGGCGUCCGACACUGAGGCGCGCGGGCGGCUCUACGCUGUGAUCGCCAUGCUCCAGCAAGUGGCGCAACUCACCGUCGCGCUGCGCUUGAUCGCGACGCUCGCGGUUUUCCUGCUGAGUCUGCGGAUUCUGAAGCGGUUCCGCUUCCACCCGCGCCUGAGCAUCUUGACGCGCACGGUGGCGAACGCGCUGCACCAGUUCGGCGCCUUCUUCGUGGUGUUCAUCGUCAUCUUCGUGACGUUCGCCGUCUCGGGCACGAUCCUCUUCGGGGACCGCGUGGAGGAGUUUUCGUCUAUUCAGAUCGCCAUGGAGACGUGCAUUAACAUGCUCUUCGGCAACUUCGACUACGGAACGAUCCAGGGACUCUACCCGCCCGUGUGCAUGUUCUACUACUGGGGCUACAUGAUCGUCGUGAGCCUCGUGCUGCUGAACAUGAUGCUCGCCAUUGUAUUGGACGCGUACGCGGAAGUGAGCAGCGAGAGCUACAAGGCGUCCAACAAUUUGUCGCUAUAUCGGAUCGCGGAUAACAUGCUCUGGGACCUACUGUGUUGGCUGCACGACGUCAUCAAGUGCCGAACCCGUCGAAACAAAAAAGAAGUGUCGGCAAAGACUGCUCCGCGUGUCAACCAGGCGGCAGCGAGGCGCGCUAACGUGGAGUUCGCGGAGCUCGGUCGAGUCGAUGUUGUUUUCCGCGGACGAAUUCGACCGGAUCUGCUCGAGCACGGACUGAGUGCAAUGCUGGAGCAAGCGGACGCAUCUACUAGUCCAGACUCAAAGCCAUCGAGUGCUCAGCCAACUACGGUCACACCUCGGAUGUUGAUGGAAAUGUUCCCCUCAGCCAACGUGCAGGAGCAUGAAGCUCGCGCUACACUGCAGCAUAUUCUCGAUGGGUUUGAUUCUCCAAUUCACCCAGUCCCAACACCACAAGCAGGACCAAACUCGGACGAUGCUGCUGUACCCCUGAACCAAGACUUCACCAACGUUGCGGAGAGCACUGAAAUUCAACGGAUGGCUGCACAACUUGCUGCGCUCGAGCACAAACUUGAUCUGCUGCUGCAGCGUUCGCUCUGA
This is a messenger RNA of Phytophthora sojae, 1929 nucleotides long. RefSeq lists its product as hypothetical. The transcript is spliced from 2 exons. The coding region runs from base 1 to 1929 and encodes 642 amino acids. NCBI's taxonomy places the organism in Eukaryota, Oomycota, Peronosporomycetes, Peronosporales, Peronosporaceae. The record is from RefSeq and is a predicted model, not a curated record.